GGUAGGGUGCCAUGGUAGAUGCUUGCUUUCUUCGUGGAUCUCUACUAGAUAAGUCAACGACGUGGCUGAUCAUCCUCGUUUUCCUUCUCCCUGUUUUUUUCUGGUGAAUUACGUGCCUCUCGUUCUGUACGUAGUAGAUCGACCUUCUCUUUGACUUACUUGCGUUCGUUAUAACGUCGCAUCGACUAGCAUACUGAGGUAGCUAGCUCACGGUGUAACGCAUAUCGACCCGGAUACGUACCUAUAUAAGAAGCGUAUUUCGGCUUAGAUACCUGCAAGAUGAAGAACACUAUAUCCACUCUCCUCGCACUCUUCAACACCGUGCUCGUACUUGCCGCACCGACCCCAGCCACGCCGUCGGAAGCUAAUACACCGGCGCCGGCAUCAUGGCGUCUAGAUUGCGGAUCCCCGGGUACGACAGCGAUGUGUUCGGCGAGCAACAGCGGAGCGCAUUGUGACCCUGUAUCGGGUGACUUGACGAUUAUUCUUGCGGGUACAUGCUCGGCGUGCCGGUGUCUUAGUGUGGAUCAGUGCUCGAGAGGGUGUGGGAAGGAGGAUGAGUGAGCUACGAGGGAGAUGCUUUCUUGAUAUAAGUGUGAGAUGAGAAAGUAUGGGAGUUUUGAGGGCUGAAAGGAAGAUUAAGAGAGAUGAAGAGGGUAGCGAUCGCGAUGGUUUGGUGAGUUAAGCGGCUUUAGUAAACAUUCCUUGAGUACUAUUCUUUUGGAGGGAUUGAUAGGAUUUGGAGCAUACGGCGCUGGGUAGCAAGUUUUGGGAAUUGUAAUGGGAAAAUGGACACAGGAGGUUUUCUUCAAGCUUGAAUUGAUUUUCACGAUGCUAUUCGGAAUUCUUGCUUGUGGUAUUCUUUCUUACUGUCUUAGCUGCCGGCACCUAAAUAUGUAGGUUGGUUGGUUGGUUGUAGUAAGGAGAGAUCCAUGAAUCGAUCACUAAAUAGCCUGGAAGCUUAGGGGUUAGUGGCGGGGCGAUCCACUGCUAAUCGCCCGAAAAUGGAAAUGGAGUAGUGGUUAUCGAUAAGGUCACUACAGCACAUUAGCGCAUCAAUUUGAAGGUGGAAAUCAACAAUAAAGAGCUAUAAAUUCAUCCACUCCACUA
Molecule: messenger RNA, 1110 nt
Organism: Hypoxylon trugodes
Lineage: Eukaryota; Fungi; Ascomycota; Sordariomycetes; Xylariales; Hypoxylaceae
Exons: 2
Source: RefSeq, a predicted model, not a curated record